AUUAGGAAAACGGAGAGCUUGAAUUCACUUCUUGCUUUCUUCUUCCUUGGAAUUCUGUCAGAAAGUUUUCAGAGAAUUUCCAUGAAUUUCAUCAAGAAUUUUCCUCCUGGAUUCCGUUUCAAUCCUACUGCAGAGGACCUCCUUCUCUAUUAUCUCCCACGAAGGGAGAAGGGCGAACUCUUCGGCUCUUUCGUACAAGACGUCGACAUGUACGGUAAUGAACCUUGGACUCUCUUUGAUUACAAUGAGCAGUCCGUCUUUUAUGUAUUCUGUGAUUUGAAGAAAAUUGGAAAACGGGUUCAAAGAAGAGCCGGGUCUGGCACCUGGAUGGGGCAGAACAACAUUGAUGUUAAAGAUCGAUACGGAAGCAUAAUUGGGGUUGAUCGCUACUUUAAUUUCAAGAUAAAGAGAGGUUCUCACGAUGACCAUGGUCGGUGGACCAUGCACGAAUUUGCUCCUGUUGAUGAACGCGGAUACGUACUGGACGACAAGGUUGUUUGUGUAAUCGGACACGACACCCUAAUCUCGACCAAACAUUCGGUCUGUGUUACGAAGAAAAGAAAAGGAAGAAUUACUUUUCCGACUGAUGAAGAGACCUCUGCCAAGAGACAAUGCAUGGAAACCACUUCCCCCUCUUCUGAUUUGGUAGUCUCAGAAGAGGCACAGUCUUGCUUAUACGGCGGAGUUGGGGUGGCCGCAGAGCAGAUUGAUGGGUUGCUCCUUUCUGAUCUUUUUGGCCCGACGCACAUGUUCCAGGGCACCCAACUCGGUGAAGAGACACAAUCAAUGGAAACCUCUUCCCUUUCCUCUGCUUCGAUAGUCUCAGAGCUACAGUCGUAUUUAUUCAGCGGAGUUGGGGUAGCGACAGAGCAGAUUGAUGAGCAGAGGCAGACCUCCAGUUUGAUACCCUCAGGGGCAGAGGCAGAGGCACCACCAUACUUCGAAUUUGAUAAUGAAGGAGAGCUGUGGGUCUGUUUGAAUGAUCUCGACCCCAAAGACUUGUAAAUCACGCGGAAGUCUGGUUCUGAAAACUCCUUGAACAUAGAAUUAUUGAUUUUUUGUUAGCUGUUAGGAUUUCUUAGGUAGACCAAUUAAAUGCUAAUCACUCAAUUGUAUCAACCUUUCGGUGGUGUUUUAAAAAUAGAAAUCGAAUUUCUGGCGUUUAUUGCCAAAAA
Molecule: messenger RNA, 1175 nt
Organism: Tripterygium wilfordii
Lineage: Eukaryota; Viridiplantae; Streptophyta; Magnoliopsida; Celastrales; Celastraceae
Product: NAC domain-containing protein 2-like
Exons: 1
Coding region: 82-1005 (307 amino acids)
Biological process (GO): regulation of DNA-templated transcription
Molecular function (GO): DNA binding
Source: RefSeq, a predicted model, not a curated record